Molecule: messenger RNA, 4836 nt
Organism: Rangifer tarandus platyrhynchus (Svalbard reindeer)
Lineage: Eukaryota; Metazoa; Chordata; Mammalia; Artiodactyla; Cervidae
Source: the annotation of a GenBank genome assembly
AUGAUUAAAAAAGAGAGGAGCGUGUGUCAACAAACUCAGGCCCUUCUGCACAAGAAUUUUCUUAGAAAAUGGAGAAUGAAAAAAAAGAGCUUGUUGGAGUGGGCGAUGGUGCUGCUCCCGGGGCUGGCUCUCUGCCUCUUGACGGAGUUCUUCAGAGCUAUGCAUUUCCUGGAACAGCCGCCUCAGGUCCUGGGACGUGUGGAUGAGUUUAAUGACUCCGACCCGGUGUUGGUGGCCUACACCCCGGUCACUAACGUGACCCGGAGCAUCAUGGAUAAGGUGGCUGCAGCCUCCUAUAUGAAAGGAAGAACAAUCCUUGGGAUCCCUAGUGAAGACUCCAUGGACAGAGUAGGUCCAAGGAACAACUCUGAGAUGGUGGGAAUUGUGUUCAACGACACUUUCUCGUACCGGCUGAAGUUCAGCUGGGGACACAGAGUCCCGAUCGUGAGAGAGAACUUCGAGUACUCAGACCACUGUUUGGCUCUAGAGGAUGAAGCUUUCUGUCUCCUGUCCACAUACUGGGAAAGCGGGUUUGUGGCUUUUCAAACUGCAAUUAAUGCUGCAAUUAUAGAAGUCACAACGAAUCAUUCUGUGAUGGAAGAGUUGACAUCAGUUGUUGGAAUAAAUAUGAGGACACCCCCUUUCAUUUCUAAGGGAGAAAUUGUAAACGAAUGGUUUAUUUUUAUUUGUAUUAUUUAUUUCUCCCCUUUUGUGUAUGUUGCAUCAUUAAACAUUACAAAGGAACGAAAAAAAUUUAAGAAGCUGAUGACAGGGAUGGGUCUUCGACAGUCAGCAUUUUGGCUCUCCUGGGCAUUGAUGUAUGCUGGCUUCGUCUUUAUUGCAUCCAUUUUUAUGAGUCUGGUCAUAAAAUUAUUCCAAAUGAUUAUCCUUACUGGAUUCAUGGUGCUAGUCACGCUUUUCACUCUGUAUGGCCUGUCUUUGAUAGCACUGGCUUUCCUUCUCUGUGUGCUGAUAAAGAGACCCAUCCUGACCGGCGUGGCAGGCUCUCUCGUCACCGUGUUUUGGGGCUGUCUGGGCUUCACUGCACUGUACAGUCCGCUCCCGUCAUCACUGGGGUGGGCUUUAUGUCUGUUCAGCCCUUUUGCCUUCACUGCUGGAAUGGCUCAGAUUUCACAUCAGGAGUAUCACAUGAGUGCUGUUGUUUUCCCUGAUCCCUCUGGAGAGUCAUACACAAUGAUAGUGAUUUUCUUCCUUCUGGCAUUUGACACUCUGCUCUACUUAACAUUUACGUUAUAUUUUGAGCAUGUUUUGCCUGAUGAAAAUGGCCAGCGGCAUUCGCCACUGUUUUUCCUCAAGUCUUCCUUUUGGUCCCAACACAAAAACACUCACCGUGAAGUCUUCGGGAAUGAAAUGGAUUCUGAGCUCUCCUGUGAUGAUUCUUUCGAGCCAGUGUCUCCAGAGUUCCACGGAAAAGAAGCCAUAAGAAUCAGAAAUCUUAAAAAAGAAUAUAAAGGAAAGCACGAAAAAGUAGAAGCAUUGCAAGGCAUAUGUCUUGACAUCUAUGAAGGCCAGCUCACGGCAAUUCUUGGACACAGUGGAGCUGGUAAAUCCUCUCUGCUGAGCAUCCUUAGCGGCUGGUCUGUUUGCGCCGAAGGAUCUGCCACUAUUUACAACACCCAACUCUCUGAAAUAAUGAACAUGGAAGAAAUCAGAAAUUAUAUUGGAUUUUGUCCACAAUUUAAUAUCUACUUUGACUUUCUCACUGUGAGAGAAAACCUCAGGCUAUUUGCAAAAAUAAAAGGGAUUCCACCAAAAGCAGUGGAACAAGAGGUAAAAGGAGUUAUGAUGGAAUUAGACAUGCACAAUAUUCAAGAUGUCAUUGCUAAAGACUUAAGUGGUGGACAGAAGAGAAAACUCACAUUUGGGAUUGCCAUUUUAGGAGAUCCUCAAGCUUUGCUCCUGGACGAGCCAACUGCUGGACUGGACCCUUUCUCAAGGCACCUCAUUUGGAACUUCCUGAAGGAGAGGAAAACUAACCACACGAUUGUGUUUAGUACCCAGUUCAUGGACGAGGCUGACAUCUUGGCUGAUAGGAAAGUGUUUCUGUCUAACGGGAAGCUCAGAUGUGCAGGGUCGUCUUUGUUUCUGAAGCGGAAAUGGGGUAUUGGAUAUCAUUUAAGUUUACACAGGAAUGAAAGGUGCAAUACAGAGAGAAUCACAUCCCUCAUCACACAGCACAUCUCAGAUGCCAAGUUAACCGCAGAAAGUGAAGAAAAACUUGUGUAUGCGUUGCCCCUGGAGAGAACAGACAAGUUUCCAGAUCUUUGCAGAGACCUUGAAAACUCUUCCGACCAGGGCAUAAUGAAUUUUGGUGUUUCCAUGACAACUCUAAGUGAAGUAUUCUUGAACCUAAAAGGCAGAUCAGCAAUUGAUGAGCCAGACCCCGGUGUCGGCGGACCGGCGGGGAUCAAUGUGAGCCCAGGCUCCGGCGUGGAGUCUGAGGUCCAGCAGACGCUGUGUGCCCUUCCUGAGGCGAGAAGGGCCGGCAGCUCGGCAGCUCUGUGGAGACGACAGGUCUGUGCGGUGGCCAGACUCCGCUUCUUAAAGUUGAGGAGUGAGAGGAAGAUUUUCCUGUCCUUGUUAGUGGUGUUCGGAAUUGCUUUAAUCCCCACUAUCUUUGAGAAGAUCAUGUACUCAGUGUUUUUUCAUGAUGAUCGCUGGGAGUUUUCACCCGGAAUGUACUUCCUUUCUCUGGAACAGCUCCCUCAAACUCCUCUGACCAAUCUAUUGAUCAUCAACAAUACAGGAUCCGAUAUUGAAGACGUCGUGCAGUCCCUGAAGCGUCAGGGCCUCGUCUUGGAACUAGACGAUGCUGGAAACAGAAACGGCUCCGACGACCCUUCCUACAACGGCGCCGUCAUCGUGUCUGGUGGACACGAGGAUUACAGAUUUUCAGUUGUAUGCAAUACCAAGAGGAUGAACUGUUUUCCUGUUCUUAUUGGGAUUGUUAGCAAUGCCCUGCUUGGAAUCUUUAAUGUCACAGAACUUAUUAAGACGGAGAGUAGCACGUUUCCACUCGACGACCCAAGAUGGGCAAUUGGCAUUUUGGAUUUUCUUCUGUUGCUUGUUGUAAACUGCCUUUCUCCGUACAUUGGGAUGAGCAGCGUCAGCGAUUACAAACAAAAAGCUCAGUCUCAGCUACGGAUCUCAGGCCUCUGUCCGUCAGCAUACUGGUGUGGACAGGCCCUGGUGGACAUCUCAUUUUAUUUCGGGAUUCUUUUUUUGAUACAUUUAAUGUACUGCAUAUUUUUGGAAUUCACAAUUGUAUUAGAAUUCGUGUUUGCUCUGGUAAUUUGCGUGGCCGGCUGUGCGGCGUGUCUCAUACUCCUCACGUACGUGAUUUCAUUCCUCUUUCCCGUGGGAAGAAAAACUAACGGCUUUUGGUCUCUCAGCUUUUUUCUUAUCUCAUUAUUUAUGCUCAUCCUCCUGGGACUAACUCAUUCUGAAAAUAUUAUAAUUAUAUGUAUAAUUUUAAUACCUUCGUGCACUUCAAUUUUUUUUCUUUCCGAAAUGAUAGAGGUAAGCAGUUUUACCUAUUUUAUUUUUGACUUUGACCAUAUGAUCAUUUUUCUUUUUAUUAUACGGUGCCUGGAAAUGAAGUAUGGAAAAGAAACAAUGAGGAAAGAUCCAUUUUUCAGAAUCUCUCCAAGAAGAAGGGAAUAUCGUCCAAACCCAGAAGAACCGGAAGAAGAGGAUGAAGACGUUCAAGCAGAAAGAGUGAAAACGGCGAAUGCACUCACUGCUUCCAACUUGGACGAGAAGCCAGUAAUAAUGGCAAGCUGUUUACACAAGAAAUAUAAACAGAAAAAGAAAAGAUGCUUUUCAGCCAGAAAGACAAAAACAGCUGUUCGGAAUGUUUCCUUCUGUAUCAACAAAGGUGAAGUUUUGGGAUUGCUGGGGCACAAUGGAGCUGGGAAAAGCACUUCUAUUAAAAUGAUAACUGGAGACACAAAACCGACCGCGGGAGUGGUGGUUUUCAGUGGCAGUGGAACAGCUCAGAUGCAGCAGGCAGGAGACGGCUUCGGGCGCCUGGGGUACUGUCCGCAGGAGGACGCGCUGUGGCCCGACCUCACAGUCCGAGAACACCUGGACUUGUACGCAGCCGUGAAAGGCCUGGCCAAAGAGGAGGCUGCUCUCAGUGUCUCAAGGCUGGCAGACACGCUGAAGCUGCAGGACCAGAUGGCGCUCCCUGCCAAGGCCUUACCCGAAGGGGCAAAGAGAAAGCUGAGCUUCGCGCUGAGUGUCCUGGGGAGCCCAGCCGUGCUGCUUCUGGACGAGCCGACCACGGGGCUGGACCCCGAGGGGCAGCUGCAUAUGUGGCAGGCAAUCCAGGCCAUUGUUAAAAACACGGCGAGGAGCGCCCUGCUGACCACCCACUCCAUGGCCGAGGCGGAGGCCGUGUGUGAUCGCGUGGCCAUCAUGGUGUCCGGAAGGCUGAGGUGUAUCGGUUCCGUUCAGCAUCUGAAAAGCAAGUUUGGCAAAGACUACUUACUGGAGGUGAAGGUAAAGGCACUCACCCGGGUGGAGCCUCUGCACAUGGAGAUUCUCAAGCUCUUCCCCCAGGCUGCUCGGCAGGAGAGAUAUUCGUUCGUGAUGGCAUAUAAAUUACCCAUAGAGGAUGUUCACCCUCUGUCUCAGACCUUUUCCAAAUUAGAGGCAGUGAAACAGACCUUCGACCUGGAAGAAUACAGCCUUUCCCAGGCCACCUUGGAGCAGGUAUUCUUAGAAUUCUCCAAAGAGCAGGAGCUGGGGAAUUUGGAUGAUGACAUUGAUACGACAGUCAGAUGGAAACUUCUGCCACAGGAAGAGUCUUAA